This is a messenger RNA of Micropterus dolomieu (smallmouth bass), 2779 nucleotides long. RefSeq names its product leucine rich repeat containing 2 (gene smim22). The record is from RefSeq and is a predicted model, not a curated record. NCBI's taxonomy places the organism in Eukaryota, Metazoa, Chordata, Actinopteri, Centrarchiformes, Centrarchidae. The transcript is spliced from 11 exons. Gene Ontology annotation, molecular function: protein binding. Bases 386 to 1537 code for a protein of 383 amino acids.
UUUUAUGUCUGUUUUUCAGCAGCCAAACUUAGGAUCCCGGUUAUAUUGAGAGCCUGUAAACAGGUCCAGACCUACAACCAAUCAGAGCAGCCGGACGUUUGACUCUUCAAAUCUGGACCAGUGUGUGAAACACGUCUCAUAUUAGAUAAACGGUCAUGAUUGGCCCGACCGGAUCGCCUUAAGGUAGAAAUCUGUCUGAAACAUGAGCUGGAAGUUGUCGUUGAGGCUCUUCAGGUGUUUGGUGCGGUUCUCCAGACGGACCAUCCACUCCUGCCUCAGUCUGAAAACACGCACAACAAAAGAAAAGGAGCCACAGUUUUAAACUUGGCAGACGUUCUGCGUCUUGUUUUGCAGCCCGCAGAAACAGAAAGACGACGGAGCAGAGAUGGGUUUGGGGAGUAAGCUGGAUGUCCCGGUCUGCGAUCUGUCUCUGAUCAGAGGGAUCUGGGAGGUCCGAGCAAAGAAACACAAACAGAAACAGAAGAUGGAGCAGGAGAGGCUCGAGAAGAGUGCACUCCCCAGGAUCGACCAGCAGUGGCAGUAUCGCAUCUACUGUAAGACACUGAAGACCAAAGACCGGAACCUCCUGCACCAUUACCUGGAGAGGUCUACACUGACUGAUAUACAGCCGUACGCAGAAGGAGAGGAGCAGGAUCAGAAAGACCAGGAGGAUCAGAAUGAUCUGGAGCAGAUCAAACUGACGUUCCAGCUUGAAGGAGAUCGUUGGAUGGAUUUCCCCAAGGAGCUGCAGUGGAUGACCUAUUUGAAAGAGUGGCAUGUCAGGGGGACAAGGAUCUGCCGGCUGCCUGACUACCUGGCUCUAUUCACCCAGCUCACCGUGCUCGAGAUCCCCAAAAACAGUAUCGCAGAGCUGCCGCCUGAGAUUGGUAAACUGACGGGGUUGAGGGAGUUAAACGUCAGCUACAACCGUCUGUCCAGAGUUCCUCCGGAGCUCGGGAACUGUGAGAACCUGGAGAGACUCGAACUCGCAGGAAACCACAACCUGUCCGAGCUGCCGUUUGAGCUGAGCAGCCUGAAGCAGCUGGUUCACCUGGACAUCGCGGAGAACAGGUUUGUUUCGAUCCCCGUCUGUGCUCUGAGGAUGAGCAGCCUGCAGGUGUUGGACCUGAGUAACAACAGUCUGAGCGACCUGCCGCAGGACAUGGACAGGUUGGAGCAGCUGGUCACCCUGUUCGUCCAUAAGAACAACCUGACUUACCUUCCUCACUGUCUCACCAACAUCUCCACGCUCAAGAUGAUCGUCGUCAGCGGCGACGAGCUCACCUGCAUCCCGACCAAACUGUGCUACAACCCCGACCUCAAGUUUAUUCGCUUGUACGACAACCCGGAGAGCAAAGAGAAGAAGAAGGAAGAGGAGAAGAAGAAGAACAAGAAGAAGAGGUGGAGAGAGCCGAGAGAGGAGGAGGUGAAGGACAGCAGAGAGAAAGAGUUCAUCGAGGCGUACAUCAGCACGCUGCAGGACAGAGACACCGUCCCCUACUCCACCACCAAGGUCUCCAUCUCCUGCCUGCUGUGAGGAAGAGGAGGAUGAAGAUGAUGGAAGGUUGAACAGACAGUCGGUCACGUUGUGAGUGACAGACAAUCAUUUCAAAGCAGCACCAGCAAAGACAAAAAAAGCUAAACAAAACCAAAAAAAAAAAAAAACAGUUUCAUUCAAAAAAACAACUGAUUUCUGGGCUCGAGGAACGUUAAUAAGUACGUUUGUUUACAGACGUCUCUUUUAUAACGGGGGUCAGGGGAUUUAUUUUAGCUGCGAGUAGCAGCAGGGAUGAGCGCCAGAUCUAUUAAUACGUCCAUGACGGCUGUGUCCGAAACCAGCGGCUCGUUCACUCAUUCACGACUCAGACAGACUCAAUGAGCAAACACAGCGCACCGCUUAAAAACUAUGGAAGUUUAUUCAGAAAAAUUUAAAAUAUAAAACAUGUAGUUAAAUGUAAAAAAUAAAAAAAGCAGCUGUACAUUUGUUUUUGUUUUUUAGAGCCACAGUGGAAUUUUAAAUGCAUUAUAUAGUAAAUAGAAAGUGAUUUUGGACACAGCCAUGGUUUCAUUUGGCCGAGCUAACAUGCUAAAAUGUGGUCGGCGCCGCGAGUGUGAUGAUUUUAAUGUUUUGAACGCUAAUGUUUUUGGGGAUAAACUGGAUUUUGUGGUUGAAGGUGUGAAAUGUGACCAAAACGGAGAUGAUGCUGCACGUUAAGACAAACGAAAAGAUUCUUCAACAGGAAAAAAAUGUAUUUACAGGUUUAAACUCAGCUGAACGUUUGUGAAUUUGGUCGUUUUAAGUUGAGCUGUGACGACAAACUCAGUAACAAAUGUCAAAAUUCAGCAACUAGCCAGUCAGAUUAAUGAUUUUGAUUAAUUUCUGCAAGUAAUUUAAUUAUUAUAGAAACACAUUCAGUGAUUUCACUUCCUGAUUCGGCCCCGACAGAUUCUUCACAAUCAAGAACUGUUUGUUUUUUGUUUUUUUUUACUUGUAUAUAUAUAUUUCUGUUUGUUUAACUGACUUUUAUUGAAGCAGGUUUCUGAGAGACGCUUUGACCGAGAGGUUUGUUUGUUUUUAUUCUGACGUAUUUUAUUAAAUGUUGUCUGUGUAGAUUUGUUUUUGUUUACAUCGUCUCGACCAUGUUCAAAGAGUCUUUCAGUCCUUUCAGGAUUUCACGUCUGUCCUGUGACUGAUUUCACAGCUUCUCUAAAAAAAUUGCGAUGAAAGUUGUGACGUUUUUUGUGACAAAACUGUGCGAAUAAAUGAAAACUGCCGAGG